AGCUGGCAAUUGGAAGAUAUUGGAUCGGAAAAUGGUUUGCGUUGGGAAUUUGGUUCUCUAUUUUUUGGUUGCGUGUCUUAUGCAACAAAAUAAAUAAAUAAAUAAACUUGGAUCACUCUCAUGGUAGUCGCAUAUAUUUUAUUUCUAAUUUAAAAAUUUAUCUUCCGAGAAAAUCGAGGAACAACCAAGUACGAGAAACAAAGUCAUCAAUACAUCAAACAAAACAUAACAGCUUUUUUACUUUUGGAAAUGGAAACACAAGUUGCUUUUGUUGUGCGCUUUCUAUGAUCCACUUCUCUGUUAAAUUGCUGGACCAAAUAUGUCCAUAGGGCAUGGAUUCUUCAUCCUCCCAAUAUGUUUCCACAAGUAUUGGUGUAUAUGAUCCUAUCCACCAGUUUGCUAUAUGGGAAGAACAUUUCAAGAAUAAUGGUGAUUUAAGUGCAUCCAUGUCCUUAAUUGAGGAGGCCAAUAUGAAGUUAAAUAAUCAGUCAGAGGAUGCUUGUUUUGGAAUAUUGGGAACAUCUACCAAGUAUGAUCAAGAAGCUAACAAACUUACUGAUAAGAUGCAAAGACGUCUUGCGCAAAACCGAGAGGCUGCUCGAAAGAGUCGUUUGAAGAAAAAGGCUUAUGUACAACAGUUAGAAUCGUGUCGUUUAAAGCUGGUGCAGCUAGAGCAAGAGCUAGAUCGCACAAGACAACAACAGGAGGGGUUGUAUGUUGCUGGUGGAUUGUGUUCAAAUAAUUUGGGUUUUGAAGGCUCUGUAAAUUCAGAAAUAACAACUUUUAAGAUGGAGUAUGGAAACUGGGUGGAAGAGCAAAACAGACAAAUAUUGGAGUUGAAAACUGCUUUAAGUGCUCAUAUCAGUGACAUACAGCUUGAGCCGAUUGUAAAUGGCACCAUGAAUCACUAUUUCAAACUCUUCUGCAUGAAAUCUGCUGCUGCACAAGUAGAUGUUUUCUAUGUUAUCAACGGCAUGUGGAAUACAACAGCUGAAAGGUUUUUCCUGUGGAUCGGAGGUUUUCGCCCCUCUGAACUUCUUAAGGUUCUGGUCCCUUUGAUUGAACCAUUGACAGAGGAACAAAGGUUUGAUGCAUCUAAUCUUGAACAGUCGUGUCGGCAAGCAGAAGAUGCCCUUUCACAAGGUAUGGAAAAACUCCAGGGAAUGCUUGCUGACACAGUAGUAGCAGGACAACUCAUUGAAGGAAUUUACAUUCCACAGAUGGCUGUUGCAAUAGAGAGGCUGGAAGCUCUGGCUAGUUUUGUCAACCAGGCUGAUCAUCUACGACAGGAAACUUUGCAGCAGAUGUCUCGAAUACUUACCAUACGUCAAACUGCUCGUUGGCUGCUUGCUUUGGGUGAGUAUUUUCAACGUCUAAGGGCUUUGAGCACACUUUGGACUAACCGUCCUCGUGAACCUGCUUAGUAAUCUUCAAGCAAGAGAUAGAGCAAACUUGUAAUUUUAACACCAUGGUCAGGAUUACAUCCAGAUCCCGAUUGCUGGCAAAGCCUUGCGGUAUAGUUGUAAAUAUGACUGCCCAUUUAUGAAUAGAUGAUCAUGGUGAUUCUAUUGAUAUUGGUAAUGUAAGAUAUGUAAAAGCUGGGUGUUUUGAACAUGAAACAAGUGUUUCUUGCUAGCCAAGUUUCUUCUUUAGCAGACUUUGGAAACCUUAACAAAUAAAUUUUAUUUUCCUAAAUGUAUUGAAUUUUCUGAGAAUGUAAAAUAUGAUUUUCGGGCUUUGAA
Molecule: messenger RNA, 1742 nt
Organism: Cicer arietinum (chickpea)
Lineage: Eukaryota; Viridiplantae; Streptophyta; Magnoliopsida; Fabales; Fabaceae
Product: transcription factor TGA4-like
Biological process (GO): DNA-templated transcription; regulation of DNA-templated transcription
Molecular function (GO): sequence-specific DNA binding; DNA-binding transcription factor activity
Source: RefSeq, a predicted model, not a curated record